Molecule: messenger RNA, 999 nt
Organism: Harmonia axyridis
Lineage: Eukaryota; Metazoa; Arthropoda; Insecta; Coleoptera; Coccinellidae
Gene: MED8
Product: mediator of RNA polymerase II transcription subunit 8
Exons: 1
Coding region: 125-898 (257 amino acids)
Biological process (GO): regulation of transcription by RNA polymerase II
Cellular component (GO): mediator complex; core mediator complex
Molecular function (GO): RNA polymerase II cis-regulatory region sequence-specific DNA binding; transcription coregulator activity
Source: RefSeq, a predicted model, not a curated record
UCUUCUGUGGUUGAAAUUUUUGCUCUCUGGUUGGGUUUUGGGUUAGAAUAUUCAAUAUUGGUAAAUAUUGUUAUACUCUGUUAUCUGUGAUAUUGUUGGACUUGAGUACAAGUUAAAUACCAUAAUGCAGCAAAGAGAAGAAAAACAAUUAGAAUUUGCAUUAGAAAAUAUUGUCCAACGUGUCAAUGACUUGAAAGCAUCCAUAGCAUCGAUGAUUAUGAAGAUUGAAACCGAAUAUGAAACUCUGAAUUGGCCUAACUUCUUGGACAAUUAUGCUCUCAUUUCGGGGCAACUUACAGCGUUGACCAAGGUAUUGAGUCACGACAAAUGCCCUCUUCUGCGAAAUCUAACACUUCUUCCUCUUUUGUUGUCUCCUGAGCGAGAUGAGCAAUUGGUACAACUAACAGAGGGAAGAGUUACUACCUUCGCUCAUGAUCUGGUACCUGAUUAUUUAAGAACUAAAUUGGAACCCAUGGCUGAAAGUAAAAUGCUGCAAGUAGAACAUAAAGCUGCUAAUUUAACUUAUGAGAAUGCCCAGAAACAGAUCGCUGCUUAUCAAAAAGUUGUACUACAUGUUUGGGAUAUAGUUAAUAAGGCUAGAGAAGAAUGGGAAGUAGAAUCUUCAUCUAGAGGAAAUACUCAACAAAACUCCAGUGUAACUGAUACCCAUCUUCUUGUUGCUGCUGUUGGUAUGGGUAAAGGAUUGAAGAUGGGUCCAAAUCCCAACGGAGGUAAUCCUACAUCUGGCGGCAUGAUGGUUUCAUCCCAAGGCAGGUCAAAUGUAUCUGGAUCAAUUCCUAUUCCUCCAAACACACAAUCGAUGCCUAUGAAUAAAGCACCUUCAACUAUCAAAACGAACAUUAAAAGUGCUGCUCAAAUACAUCCUUAUGGGCGAUAGUGGCUUGUGAUUGAAUAUAUUUUUUAGUUAUAAGUUUAUAUAUAUUUAUUAUUGGUAAAUAAUGUGUUAAGUAUUUUAUUGAAUAAAAUAAUUUUUUAAGA